Oppia nitens is the source of this 1299-nucleotide messenger RNA. RefSeq names its product UDP-glucuronosyltransferase 2A2-like. The transcript is spliced from 3 exons. NCBI's taxonomy places the organism in Eukaryota, Metazoa, Arthropoda, Arachnida, Sarcoptiformes, Oppiidae. Bases 1 to 1299 code for a protein of 432 amino acids. The record is from RefSeq and is a predicted model, not a curated record. Gene Ontology annotation, molecular function: UDP-glycosyltransferase activity.
AUGAUCGAUGCCGUCGGACACGUAAACUCGGCUAUAGGUAUUGGCCAACAGUUGGCCAGUGCUGGACACAAAGUAUCGUUCCUUAUAACGAGUCAAUGGGCGCCAAUAAUAGAGUCGUACGGUUUUCAAGUAAUUCAAUAUAGUAUUAGAGCCAAUAAUAAUAAUAAUAAUGUGGAUGAAGAUCCCGGCAAAAUAUGGGCACAGGUAUGUAUAGAUGAAGGCUAUUUUACUGAUCGAUCACCACUUGAUAAGAUGAUAUCAGUGAAAACUAUGCGUAUGAAAGCCUGGUUUGAUGAUCUCAAGCUUAUGGAUCCAAUUAUCAAACGUAUCAUCAAUGAUGAUGAUGAUGACCAGCAGCGACCCGAUUGUAUAGUUUUGGAUCACUUUCAUACCGUACCGUCAGUAGUGGCGUCGGGCAUACCGUGGGUUUGGAUAUCCAGUGUUAGUCCAUUGUUUCUGUUCGACGACAAUAGAGUGCCGCCUCCCGGAUCAGGUUUAUCAUCAUUGAUAAGCGACAAAAGCGAGUGGUCAGCCUUCAGGACAGCCAUCAAUGACUCGACCAGUGAUCUGUGGCAUCAAUUUAAUAACUACUGUCUGGCUCAGGGUUGUAAUGAAUCGUUACCCGAAUAUCAGUAUUUCUAUCCGUCACCGUAUCUCAAUCUAUAUGUCUAUCCUCGGGAACUGAACUACCAGGAGUAUCGACCGUUACCUGAAAACUAUAGAGGUUUAGAUAAUUUUAUGAGACAUGAAUUGACAACCGUAGAUAAACAACAGUUUGAGAUACCGGAGCCAUUAAGUGAUAAACCGGGAAAAUUGAUAUAUUUUUCACUGGGAUCUAUGGGUGCAAUCAAUUUGGUAAUUAUGAAACGUUUGAUCAGUAUAUUAGCCAAAUCUGCGCAUAGAUUUAUUGUAGCAAAAGGCUUACUGCACCGUGAGUUUGAUUUGCCCGACAAUAUGUGGGGUCUGUCAACAGUUUCGCAGAUACAGGUGCUGCCUAUAGUUGAUCUGGUCAUAACUCACGGCGGCAACAAUACAGUGGCCGAGACCAUGUAUUUUGGUAAACCUAUGAUAGUGUUGCCAAUGUUUUUGGAUCAGUACGACAAUGCCCAGCGACUGGCCGACCAAGGAUUGGGCCUACGAUUGGAUGUCUAUAACUGUACGGAAUGGCAACUAUUGACGGCUAUUGAAAAUGUUUUGAACAAUCGGGAAAUGCAGAGGAAAUUACUGAAAAUAUCGCAACGCAUUCAAACAGAUAAUACUAUUAAAGACAUACCGCUAUUGUUUGAAAAGUCAUAUUAA